AUGGGCACCUCCGAGAUCAUAACUACUGAAGGAGAAGCGCCGUUUUCCCUGCCCGCCGCAGGGAAAGACUGUGUUACUUGGUAUAAGAUUGUGGGUUCGCUCACCUCCGGCAUUCGCCCACUUGUAACUCUUCAUGGCGGCCCCGGGGUCCCCCACAACUACCUCCUCAGUAUGAUUGACCUUGCGACGAAGUAUGGGAUACCAGUCAUAUUCUAUGACCAACUGGGCAACGGAAAGUCGACACAUCUUCCCGAGAAGAGGGACGAUACGACUUUUUGGACCGAGCAACUUUUCUUAGACGAGUUGGACAAUCUACUGAAGUUUCUGGGCAUCGAUAACGAUUACGCUUUGCUAGGCCAGUCAUGGGGCGGAAUGCUCGGCUCUCGACAUGCGUCUCGUCAACCGCCUGGCCUCAAAAAGCUGAUUAUCGAAUCCUCACCUGCAUCCAUGCCACUUUGGGAAGAAGCCGCUGCAUAUCUUCGCACUCUUCUUCCACCCGAAGUGGCGCAGGUGCUUACGGACCACGAAAUUGCGGGAACCACGGAAAGCGCAGAAUAUCAACGAGCAAUGGCCAUUUUCUACGAAAGAUUUCUCUGUCGAAUUCCUUUUCCUACAGAGCUCGAGGAGGCAAUGCAAUGGAUUGAGAAAGAUCCAACUGUCUAUUUCACUAUGAACGGGCCUUCAGAAUUCUUCGUCACUGGCUCGUUGAAGACAUGGUCGAUGCUGGAGGACGCGAUCAAGAUUACUGUUCCCACCCUCCUCAUUAACGGUGCAUACGACGAAGCGCGCGAUUCAACUGUGUACCCUUAUUUUGAGAAGAUUUCUGGACCCGUGAGAUGGGUUACUUUGGCGGAAUCCAGCCAUAUGUGUCAUUGGGAGGAGCGCGAGAAGUUCAUGGAGCUUGUUGCUGGAUUCCUCAAUCGUAAUGCAUGA
Molecule: messenger RNA, 933 nt
Organism: Mycena indigotica
Lineage: Eukaryota; Fungi; Basidiomycota; Agaricomycetes; Agaricales; Mycenaceae
Product: Proline iminopeptidase
Exons: 4
Coding region: 1-933 (310 amino acids)
Biological process (GO): proteolysis
Molecular function (GO): peptidase activity
Source: RefSeq, a predicted model, not a curated record